CCUAUCCAAAUUCCAUCAAAUCGAUCAAAAUGGCCGAGGAAAAGAUGACAGCCAAUGUUCCAGCUGAUGCUGAAGAAGGAAGAGUUUUUGUUGUUGAGUCGAAUCGUCGAGAUGAAAUGAUCAAGCUUGUUCUUCUCAUCAUCCUCAUCGUCAUUUUCCCACCAGCAGCAGUAGCCGUCCACGCUAACGAAUGCAACAUGCACGUCUUCAUCUCUCUGAUUCUCGUGUUUUUCUUCAUGAUUCCAUCCUACAUCCACGCCAUCUGGUAUUGCUUCUUCCGUAAACCAACACAGAUGACCAUCUCCUAAAUUACUGUAACUACAGUAAUCCUUCUUAAUCAAGCUUAAUCAUCCAUGAUCAUAAUCGAACGCUUUAUCUAUCAAGCAUUUCUUCCCUACUUUUACAUCCAUUCGGAUUCAUUUACAUUGGAUUAUUGAGGCAAUAUUAAUAUUAAUUGUACCAUAUUGUGAUUUUGUAUUCUCAAUCAAUAAAAGUAUUCGACAU
Caenorhabditis elegans is the source of this 504-nucleotide messenger RNA. RefSeq names its product Plasma membrane proteolipid 3 (gene T23B3.2). Lineage: Eukaryota; Metazoa; Nematoda; Chromadorea; Rhabditida; Rhabditidae. The record is from RefSeq and is marked reviewed. The transcript has 2 exons. Bases 30 to 308 code for a protein of 92 amino acids. Gene Ontology annotation, cellular component: membrane.